GAGCUCACUGACGCCUGACGUUGGAGGGGCACACGAGUCAAUCAAGUGACCCUUGGUGUGCGUUUUCUUUGUGCGCGUGUGACUUUCGUUUUGCUUUGCUUUGCUUCGUUUUGUUUGGACGUGAUGUGCUCGCUGUAGAUUGAAAGCUGAGUUUAACUUGAAAAGCCAUGGCGGAAGUUGUCGCUCUCUGGCGAAGGUGGCUUGGAGGUGAUGCUGAGGAGAAGGAGCGAGAGCGAGCGGAGGAGGAGCGGGAGCGACAGAGCGCAUCUUCGGCCGCCGCCGCCGCCCGCCUCCUCCCUGCCGGCCAGGCGUCCGGUGUCUCGUUCGCCUCCCCGGCCAGACCUCGCCCGUUGCCCAGUGACGAGCUGCUCCCUCCGCGGAAGCCGUCAAGAUGGUGGAUUUGGGCCAGGCUGGCAGCGGCGACGAGGAAGGCAAGAAGACGUCGAAAAGGUCUCGAACGAGGCGAGGCAAACGAGGCCGCCGGCGUCGCAAUAACCACAAGCGCAAGAGCAACAUCAACAACAACAAGCACGAAACACCGCCGCCAUUUCUACCACCAGAGGCUGAAGAAGGAAACAUUGAAUACAAGCUCAAGCUGGUCAACCCCUCCCAGAACCGCUUUGAGCACCUGGCCACGCAGCUCAAGUGGCGUCUUCAGGAAGGCCGCGGUGAGGCCGUCUACCAGAUCGGCGUGGAGGACAACGGGCUGCUGGUGGGUCUGAGCCGAGCCGACAUGACGGCCUCCAUCGGAACCUUGCGCAAGAUGGCCGACAAGGUGGGUGCUGACAUCACCCUGCUGCGGGAGCGUCAGGUGGACUCAGACGCUGACGGGAACGCACGAGGGAUCGCCGAGGUCCUGGUGCGGAAGGUUCCGGAUGACCAGCAGUUCCUAGACCUGCGCGUGGCCGUGCUGGGCAACGUGGACUCGGGGAAGUCCACGCUGCUGGGCGUGCUGACGCAGGGCGAGCUGGACAACGGGCGAGGCCGAGCGCGCCUCAACCUCUUCAGGCAUCUCCACGAGAUCCAGACGGGACGCACGUCCAGCAUCAGCUUUGAGAUCCUGGGCUUUGACAGCAGAGGACAAGUGGUCAACUACAGCGACUCGCGCAGCGCUGAGGAGAUCUGCGAGAGCUCCUCCAAGAUGAUCACCUUCAUCGACCUGGCGGGACAUCACAAGUACCUGAAGACCACCGUCUUUGGACUCACCAGCUACUGCCCGGACUUUGCCAUGCUGGUGGUCAGCGCCAACACCGGCAUUGCCGGUACCACCAGGGAGCAUCUGGGCCUGGCCAUGGCGCUGAAGGUUCCCAUCUUCAUCGUGGUCAGCAAAGUGGACGUGUGCUCGCGGGGGGGCGUGGAGCGAACGCUCAGGCAACUGGAGCGACUCCUCAAGCAGCCGGGCUGCAACAAGGUCCCGCUGGUCGUCCGUACGGCCGACGACGCCGUCGCCGCCGCGCAGCAGUUUGCCCCCGCCGCCUGCGUGACGCCCAUCUUCACCUUGUCCAGUGUGUCAGGAAAAGGUCUGGAGCUGCUCAAGGUCUUCUUGAACAUUCUUCCUCCUCUCAGCAACAGCAAACAGCAGGAGGAACUCAUGCAGCAGCUCACCGAGUUCCAGGUGGACGAGAUCUACUCUGUUCCCGACGUGGGGACGGUGGUAGGGGGGACCUUGUACAGCGGCGUGUGCCGCGAAGGCGAGCGUCUGGCGGUGGGCCCGACGGACGAGGGCGGCUUCCUGCGCGUGAAGGUUCUGUCCAUCCAGAGGAACCGCUCCACCUGCAGGCUGCUGAGGGCGGGGCAGGCGGCCACGCUGGCGCUGGGCAACCUGGACAGGACGCUGCUGCGCAAGGGCAUGGUGAUGGUGAGUCCCAAGAUGAAGCCCACCAUCUGUCGCCACUUUGAGGCGGCCGUGGUUCUCCUCUUCCACGCCGGGACCUUCCGCCGCGGCUCGCAGGUCACGGCGCACGUGGGCAACGUCAGGCAGACGGCCGUCGUGCAAAGGCUGCACGGGAAGGAGGAGCUGAGGACGGGCGAGCGAGCCGUGGUAACCUUUUGCUUCCUCAAACAUCCCGAAUAUCUUCGGACCGGCGCCAAACUUCUCUUCAGACAGGGAGUCACCAAGGGCAUAGGACACGUCACGCGCCUCCUCACCGCAGAAAACAUCCAGAACCACCAGAACCAGAACUACUAGGAUAGAAGCGCCAUAACCUGAAGCAUCACAACCACUGGAAAGCAAACUCUACAACCGUAAGCACCACCAGAGCAAUUGGCCGUCAAGAGAGCAAAAGCAUUGAAACGACUGGAAUCGAUGGCACUCCGACCGAGCCAAGACCUUGGUCCUUUCUGCUGAUGCGGAUUGUUGCCGUGUGGCUGGCCCGCCUGCCACAGCCCGCCCACCUCCAUGAAGAUUCCCACUCGAUUCUUCAACUUUGACCUUUAUGACAAACAUCAGCCCUGUCGGCAGCCGCCUCGGCUGUUUGGUGGAAGCUUGUGCACUCCAAGAAGGGAACUUUGAAUGUGUUUGAUGUAAAAUAGGACAUCCGUUGUUGUCGUCAGCAGUAAUUAGCCACUUUAGCAUGUGACCCGCGUGCCAGAAAAGGCAGCUUGGACUUCAAACGUUUCAGUCCCAUCCUGAAAUGAAGAUGCUUGGUGUUUGUUAACUAGAAAGAACAAUCUAAAAAUGAUAAAUAUAGAGUGGAAAGCGA
This is a messenger RNA of Syngnathus typhle (broad-nosed pipefish), 2702 nucleotides long. It is a transcript of the gene gtpbp2b, whose product is annotated as GTP binding protein 2b. Gene Ontology annotation, biological process: translational elongation. The transcript has 12 exons. Bases 392 to 2188 code for a protein of 598 amino acids. Gene Ontology annotation, molecular function: translation elongation factor activity; GTPase activity; GTP binding. NCBI's taxonomy places the organism in Eukaryota, Metazoa, Chordata, Actinopteri, Syngnathiformes, Syngnathidae. The record is from RefSeq and is a predicted model, not a curated record.